This is a messenger RNA of Pelodiscus sinensis (Chinese soft-shelled turtle), 4159 nucleotides long. NCBI's taxonomy places the organism in Eukaryota, Metazoa, Chordata, Testudines, Trionychidae. The record is from RefSeq and is a predicted model, not a curated record.
CCAUCCAACUUCUCUGUCCUCCUUGCCCAUCCCCUCCCCCUCUGAACUGUACCUUGACUAGCUGCUUUGCAAGCUCAUAUUUAAAAAGAAAUGCGAAUAGAGCUCUGAUUUGUUUUCUGUCUUUAUCCAAAGUACCAGGAAAGAAACAAAACCUCUCUUAGAUUUCACCCUGCAGGUCUCUUCUUGGUUUUAAGAGAAUAAAGUGCACCUAUUCAAUAAUUUGUUUGCCUGCAUGUUUAGGUAGCUGUUAAAGGGUUUACUCUGCUCUGCUUAUUGUAAAGAGAUGAUACAUAGACUUUUGUGAUUAGGGGAGGCUUUUCAAAACUAUAGAAACACACAAAUCCCAAGUGCAAUAUUAUCUGGACAGAUAUUUUUUAAAGCCUUGCAUUGUUAUCGAUCACACCCAACUUUCUGCAGGAUAACGAUUAUGAAAUUAACCAGUAUCUUGAGUUCUCUGUACCUGCAAUAUUUUACUAACUGACAGAGAUAUAAAGUAGAGACUAACAACAAAGUCAAAACGAAAACAAAUUGUCUGGAUAUUUUUCCCUCCUCCUUCUGUCUCUAAAGUUUGUUGUAAGACCCUUGCAAAGUACAUUCUCAAUUAUUUCUGAAGCAAUCCAUCUGUCUUGUGCCAAGGAACUGGUGUUCUCCACAAUUAAACUUUUUUUUAGAGUUUCAGAAUAAGUGAUGCAAAGCUAGAGAUCAUCAUAUUACACUGACAUCUAAUUUCCUGUUUUGCCUACUUUCUAACAUUAGUCCUUGAAUGAGCUCAAAGUCCUUAUGUAAAAGAAACCUUACAAGGAGUAAGAAAGGAAAGAAAAGAAAAGCAGCAUCAAUUUAUGUGGAACCACAAAUGCAUUAAGGAUAGCAGCUAAAUGUGGUGCUUGCUAAUGAGCUCUCCCUUUCCCCUUAUAAUGAACGAGAAACAAGACCUCAGGUAGUUGGACGGUUUAUAGCUGAAUCUUUGGAAACUUGGCAUUAUCAAUGAGAAAUUGUCCUAUGUGCCUGCCUCGUCACCAGUGCAAGAAGCAAAAUAAAAAGCAAACAAGUCAGUGGUCAUAUUAUCAAUAAAGUGACCAUAGGAGAACCUGUUUAGAUGGCUUAUAAAAUUUACUACCCAAAUUAUGUUGUCAGAAAGAUUGCCCUUUGAAAGAAGUAAAGUUUAGGCCCAAAGAGUCACUCAUUUCAAGGUUAUAUAGAUAAUAAUGUUGCUUAAAUAUUUUUUUAAAAUAAUGAUUUCUACAGUUUAAGGCACUUUAAAAAGCUCGACAUUUGUAGCAGAUGAAAAGGUUAAAGAAAACUUGACCUAGCCUCAUCACGUAGCCUCUCCAAUUUUUCACCUAUCAAAUUUCAUCACCAAACUAGAAUUUGAUAGCUCUAUUGAUUGAGUAGAGUCACCUCUAGAUUCCACACUGAUUUAGAAGAUCUUUUAUGCAAAACCAAACAAAAACAAAAAAACAAACCCCACAUUAAAUUAAGGAAGACUUUUGACCGCUGAUCAGCAGUUCUGGAAGGGCUGUCUAUAAAUCUCCAGAUCAAGUGACUUGUAAACGUGGCUUCUGUACUAAGAGACUUUCCUUGUCUGAAUGCAGCAUACAGAGCUGGGCCAUUGUUGUCAUCUGGAUCUCCUUAAGCUAUAUAAUAUUUGUAGAUGAGACGUUUCCAUGCUGAUCCUGACAGUAACUCCUAGUCCAGUAACUGCCUUUCUCAGGACUCUAGGCAUUUCCUUUGCCCAGGGACCCUGUGCUUGGUCUCAGUUGCCAUGUUGUACCUGGUUGCUUUUCUGUUGCACUGUCUCCUUCUGGCCAUGGGACACUAUGACAUUUGCAAAUCCUGGGUGACCACAGAUGAUGGCCCAUCAUGGGAAUUUUACGCUUGCCAGCCCAAGGCCAUGCGAAUGAAGGAUUAUGUGAUCGUGAGAGUGGAUCCACCAGGAAUCACCUGUGGGGACCCUCCUGAAAGAUUUUGUACUCAUGAGAACCCGUACUUGUGCAGUGAUGAGUGUGAUGCUUCCACCCCUGACUUGGCCCACCCACCGAAGUUGAUGUUCGACAAGGAGGAAGAAGGGCUGGCCACCUACUGGCAGAGUGUGACCUGGAGCCGCUACCCUGAACCCCUGCUUGCCAACAUCACGCUUUCCUGGAACAAGAGCAUCGAGCUGACGGAUGACAUUGUGGUGACCUUUGAGUACGGACGCCCCACCGUUAUGAUGUUGGAGAAAUCCCUGGACAAUGGAAGGACUUGGCACCCAUACCAGUACUAUGCGGAUGACUGUAUGGAAGCCUUUGGCAUGCCAGCACGGCGGGUCAGAGACCUCUCUACCACCAGUGCCAACAGGGUCAUCUGCACAGAAGAGUACUCCCGCUGGGCGGGCUCCAAGAAGGAGAAGAACGUGCGCUUGGAGGUAAGGGAUCGCUUUGCCAUUUUUGCCGGCCAGGACCUCAGGUACAUGGACAACCUGUACACCAGGCUGGAGAGCGCCAAAGGCCUGAAGGACUUCUUCACCGUGACUGACUUACGGAUGAGGUUGCUGAGACCAGCACUUGGGGGCACCUACGUGCAGAGAGAGAACUUGUACAAAUACUUCUAUGCUGUCUCCAACAUUGAAGUCACCGGCAGGUGUAAAUGCAACCUUCAUGCCAACCUGUGCUCCUUUAAGGAGGGCAGCCUGCAGUGUGAAUGUGAACACAACACCACUGGCCAGGACUGUGGCAAAUGCAAGAAGAACUUCCGCACCAGGUCUUGGCGGGCCGGCUCCUAUCUGCCCCUCCCCAACGGAUCACCUAACGCAUGUGCAGCUGCAGGCUCGGCCUUUGGCACUUAUGAACGACCACAGCGAGUUUCUACUACAAAGCCCACAACCACCACAACACCCAAAACUACCACAACCACCUCUGCUACCACCACCCAGCCUGUCACCACGCAGCAGCCAGUCAUGGCCAAAUUGCCAGCUGAGCUCCCUGCCUCUGUGCCUAUCCAAGAGACGCAGAAAAUACCAGAACUCACCAGCUCGUCGGCAGCUGCCCCACUACAGGUGGGCUACCCCCAAGCCAAGGCCGAUCCUGGAAAAGAAGCUGUUCGGCGUCUGGUAAACCCAACCGUGCUUGGACCCAAACCGGUUCCACGGGAGCCUCCUGAAAACAUCCGAGCUGCUCCAAAGAGCAAAUCAGGACGCACAGCACACUCUGCUGGCAAGAAGCAUGCAAAGAAGCCAGCGGCUUCAAAGAGCUCCAAACUCAUCAGGCUGAAUGCUGGCUCUGGCCCAGUGGCACCUGUUGAAGUGUUUAGAGACUGCGAGUGCUACGGCCACUCCAACCGCUGCAGCUAUAUCGACUUCCUGAACGUGGUGACCUGCGUCAGCUGCAAACACAACACGCGGGGGCAGCACUGCCAGCACUGCCGGCUGGGGUUUUACCGGAACAGCUCGGCAGAGCUCGACGACGAGAAUGUGUGCAUAGAAUGUAACUGCAAUCAAAUCGGGUCGCUGCACGACCGCUGUAACGAGACCGGCUACUGUGAAUGCAGAGAAGGUGCCACCGGGCCCAAGUGUGACGACUGCCUUCCCAAUUACUACUGGAGACAGGGCUGUUUCCCCAACGUCUGCGACGAGGAGCUCUUGAUUUGCCAGAACGGCGGCACCUGCUACCAGAACCAGCGGUGCCUCUGCCCCGAUGGCUACAAAGGCGUCCUGUGCGAGCAGUCCAAGUGUGACACUGACGACAAGGCCUGCAACUCCGCCUCCAGCACAUACCUCAGCCUCCCCCCCUUCCUCAUCAGCGCACUCCUCCUCCAGCUGGGACACCGGUUGGACUUGUGAACGGCAAACACCAGGGAGCCAAGUCAAGGUGCAUCACUGUGGGGGGAGGGGACCUAGGAGACGAAGGUCAUAGGUAGCCUUCCUCGGCACCACCGCCUCAGCCUUCCUUUGCUCUAGGACUUCCAUGUCGUAAUGCAGUCCCCUGGCCGCAAAGAGGUGCAGCGUCUCAGGGGCUGACUCCUGUCCUUCCACCAGCAGCCUUGCUCAAACAGCCACAUCCUGGCCAGAGGUGGCCGCAGCGUGGGCUCAGCUGCUGCGCGGCAGGGAGAGAACUGAGACAGGCAUCGUGCACAAGCUGCAGGACGUUGGUGUCGUUUGAAAGGACUCUGGUCACUAACACUU